CUUUUGGAAAUAUGGCGGUCUAUAGCUACAUGUGUACAGUGUCUUUGGCAGUUGCUUGUUUUUGCCUUUUCAUCGGCGUGUUUGCAGAAUGGAACACCAACGAUUACCUCCGGCGAGAACAUACACUUGUAAAGCCGUACCAAGGAUCAGGAGCAUCAAUGCCUUUAUGGGACUUUGUAGGAAGCACUCUUGUCACUAAUAACCACGUACGUUUGACUCCUGAUCACCAGAGUCGACAGGGAGCAAUAUGGAACACUCAGCCAUGCCACACAAAAAAUUGGGAGCUCCAUGUUCAGUUUGCUGUGCACGGUUCAGGGACUACCUUAUUUGGAGAUGGAAUAGCGAUUUGGUAUGCUAGGGAGAAAAACAAGUUGGGUAAUGUUUUUGGAAACACUGAUUUUUUCUCUGGAUUGGCAAUUUUCAUGGACACAUACAGUAACCACAAUGGUCCCCACAAUCAUGAACACCCAUACAUAUCGGCAAUGGUAAACAAUGGUUCACUGACCUAUGAUCACGACCGUGAUGGGACACAUACACAGCUGGCCGGAUGUGAAGCAAAGUUCAGGAAUAAAGACUACGGCACUUAUGUGGCCAUCCGUUACCAUAACGAAGUCCUUAAGGUUUCUAUUGACAUUGAUAAUAAAAAUGGCUGGAAGGAAUGUUUUGAAGUUCGUGGCAUCAAAUUACCACUUGGCUAUUACUUUGGGGCUUCGGCUACUACAGGACAGUUAGCAGAUAACCAUGAUAUCAUUUCUAUGAAGCUGUAUGAACUUGAUUCACCAGAAGAACAGCAGGAAUAUUGGGGAUUGCCAUCAGCGGAAGUGUAUGAUGCACCACGAGCCCGUGUGGAGGAUGUGCGGUCAAGCAUGAGUGGUUGGAAGAUUUUCCUCUUCAUUAUUUUAACCAUCAUAGGCCUGGGUGUUUGUGGUGUGGUUGGAUACCUUAUAUUUAAUAAAAAUAAUGAUUAUUCACGGAAACGCUUCUAUUGACAGCUGUCCUGCUGUUUGAUCUCAAAAAUCCAUUACCUUUUUUUUUUUUACAAAUGCAACACACCACAGUCUUCUUAAAGGAAAGUUUGGAUAUAGAAUGUACAUGCACAAAAUGUGGUGUCACUUUCAUUCAAUCAGGCAAUACAUAUUUUUACAAGAAGGCGUUAAGGAAUUGAAACAGUUAAAUGUUUCAUGGUUUGGAAUUAUAUUGAACUGAUAUAUUUUUUGUCUAGAAUGAUAUGGAAGUUUUAAGCUGAAAAUCGAUGAAUUUAGAACAUCAAUUGAGCAGUUUUGAAAUAUUAGACAAAACUUUUUCAUUUCAAAAUAAUUUAUAAACUAAAUAAUUACUGGAGCUAUUUUAUAUGCAAACAUAAUACAUUUAGGUGUCAGAAUAAGUCUGUGAGUGUUAGAUAAGACUGUCACACCACAGUCAGUAAACUGAAGCUAUUAAUCGGAUAUCAGCUACGUAAACUUUCUGUACACUAAAAAGUAUGGAUUAUCUUCAGAUCAGAUCGGACCUUAACUGCAUUUUUGAAUUCAACCAAUUUUGAAAGAUUUUUUUUAUGUAUUAAUGUUGUAGAAUAUAUUUUUUACAAAUUAUAUUUAUCCACUAGCAUUAAGCCAUUGUUCUCAUACCUUUGAAAUGAUAUUUUUUUUCCAAAUAUCUUCAAAAUUGUGUCAAUUUUCAAUUUUCUUUUGGCACUGUUGUUUACCAAUCAAGAUUUAGCAGUAUUGUGUAUCAUGGAAAAGUUGUUUCCUUUCUGAAUAUUUUAGUGAUAGAUAAAUAUUCUUACAAAAGAGAAAUAUUUCAUUAUAAUGGUUUCUUAUAAGACUAAAUACAGCUGCAUACAUAAAUAAUGUACCAUAUGUUGACACCCCUGAGAGUCAAAACAACUUGUGUGUCAGAAGUAAUUUUGUUCAUCAGAGAUUCUUUAUGAAAUUUGCCAAAUAUUAAUGAUAUGAUAUCUUGUGUAUGACUGUUGAAAGUAUGCAAUCCUGUAAGUAUACAGUGAGAGGAUCAAUAGGUACGAUUGGGAGUAGAAAACUAGUAUCAUGAGCAUGGACAGAAAGUUUUGGAACACAUCAAGAAACAAAAUUCAAAAUAGUCAAAAGCAAAACAUAGAGAAUAAUACAUGCCUUUUUCCAUAUCACACCCAAUAUCAA
Molecule: messenger RNA, 2153 nt
Organism: Mizuhopecten yessoensis (Yesso scallop)
Lineage: Eukaryota; Metazoa; Mollusca; Bivalvia; Pectinida; Pectinidae
Product: vesicular integral-membrane protein VIP36-like
Exons: 9
Coding region: 12-989 (325 amino acids)
Biological process (GO): endoplasmic reticulum to Golgi vesicle-mediated transport; Golgi organization; endoplasmic reticulum organization
Cellular component (GO): endoplasmic reticulum membrane; Golgi membrane; endoplasmic reticulum-Golgi intermediate compartment
Molecular function (GO): D-mannose binding
Source: RefSeq, a predicted model, not a curated record